Molecule: messenger RNA, 278 nt
Organism: Staurois parvus
Lineage: Eukaryota; Metazoa; Chordata; Amphibia; Anura; Ranidae
Source: the annotation of a GenBank genome assembly
GCACACUGCUUUGUAUGGCUGCGCAUAGCACAGGCAGAAGAAAGAAAGCAAUCUUUAGUAAAAAGCAGCACACCUUAAUUCUUGUUAGGCACACAACCCUUGAUUACCCUGAGAUAUUAACCUCUUCCCAGCUAGUAUUAUUAGUACAGUGACAGUGUAUAGUAUUAUUACUCAUCACUGUAUUAGUGUCACUGGUGAUGUCAAUGUCAUUUAGUCAGUUCCUACCCAGUGUCAGUUAGUGUCAGAAUGCCCACCAUGCUAUCACAGUCCCACUAUAA